AUGGAUGUUCGUCAACCUAUAAGAGAAGCCGUCAAUAACAGAAGGAAACCGAAAUUCUUGAGUGUCUCGUUCAACCAAGAUGAUUCGUGUUUCAGCGUUGCAUUAGAGAAUGGAUUCCGCAUCUUCAAUACGGAUCCAUUGACCAACAAGCUGUCAAAAACAUUUAAGGAGUCUUUGGCCAAUCAAUCCAGGGGCACCGGGAUUGGCUACACCAGAAUGCUCUAUCGUACAAACUACAUUGCCCUUGUUGGAGGUGGUAAAAGGCCGAGGCAUGCCCUGAAUAAGCUCAUCAUUUGGGAUGAUCUUUUGCAAAAGGAGACGAUAACUUUGAAGUUCAUGUCUUCUAUCAAAGAUGUUUUCCUGUCCAGGAUCCAUAUUGUAGUGGUGCUGGAAAACACCAUAGAAAUCUUCCAAUUUCAAACAAACCCGCAAAGAAUUUGUCCCAUUCUGGAUAUUCCUUCCAAUGGAUCCGUGGACUAUGUAGUUUGUAGCAGUAAACACCUCCAAUCACAAACCUCAUCUCAAUCACAGUCCAAGAUCGUGGAAAUCAUUGCAUUCCCAUCGAGUAAGUGUAUAGGCCAGAUUCAGGUAGCCGAUCUGUCACAAAUAAAGCAUAAUUCUCAGAACCCGACAGAAUCAGCACUUUUACCUACCUCCAUCAUUAAAGCUCACAAGAAUCAGAUCAAGCUGGUCAGGAUAAACCAUCAGGGUACCAUGGUAGCCACGUGUUCUGUCCAAGGUACUCUAAUAAGAAUAUUCAGCACACAUAAUGGCAGUUUAAUCAAAGAGUUCAGAAGAGGCAUGGACAAGGCGGACAUUUACGAAUUGAGCUUCAGUCCCAACGGUAGCAAGCUAGCGGCGCUGUCAAAUAAGCAAACGUUGCAUGUCUUCCAAAUUUUUGAAACAGACAAUGGCGACACGAAAUCACAUGAUCACUCGCACGACAAUGGUACGAGUCAUCCGUUGAAAAAUUACAUACCAAAGGGUUUGUGGAGACCUAAAUACUUGGACUCCGUGUGGUCAAUAUGUAAUGUUCAUUUGAAAAAUCCAGUUUUUGACGCUCAUAGAAGUGCUAAUAGUGGCGAUGCAACGCACGACAAUGGGUUUUACAAGGACAGAUGCAAGAUUGGUUGGUGUCGGGAUGUCAAUAACCAAGAUCAAGAUGAUUCGAUGGUUCUGGUGUGGCAAAACUCUGGAAUAUGGGAAAAAUUUGUCAUUUUGGAAAAGGAGCAACAGCAAGUCUCAUCGAAAACGCAUUAUUCAUUGGAAGAAAGUUUAAGAAACGAUGAUUCGAGACCAGUGCAUGAGCCAACCAGAUGGGAACUGUUGAGAGAAUCGUGGAGAGAACUUUAA
This is a messenger RNA of Saccharomyces kudriavzevii IFO 1802, 1353 nucleotides long. It is a transcript of the gene HSV2, whose product is annotated as phosphatidylinositol-3,5-bisphosphate binding protein HSV2. Gene Ontology annotation, biological process: nucleophagy; protein lipidation; autophagy of mitochondrion. Gene Ontology annotation, cellular component: phagophore assembly site membrane; extrinsic component of membrane; cytosol. NCBI's taxonomy places the organism in Eukaryota, Fungi, Ascomycota, Saccharomycetes, Saccharomycetales, Saccharomycetaceae. The record is from RefSeq and is a predicted model, not a curated record. Bases 1 to 1353 code for a protein of 450 amino acids. Gene Ontology annotation, molecular function: protein binding; phosphatidylinositol-3-phosphate binding; phosphatidylinositol-3,5-bisphosphate binding. The transcript has a single exon.